CUCAGAGCACACAGACGCAGAGAGAGAGAGAGAGAGAUUGAGAGAUAUAGAGAGCGAGAGACAGAGAGAGAGAGAGACUGAGAGAAGUAGAGGAAUGGACCUGAGCAAGGUCACGCUGGAGAUCUUCACCAAGCUGGAGCAGAAAUGGCUCUCCCACUGUGAGAACACCAAGAAGACUCGCAUUCUCAGCAUCGACGGCGGCGGAACCACCACCAAUGUCGCCGGUUCCGCACUUAUCCACCUCGAGGACCAGAUCCGCCUCAAGACUGGCGAUUCCCAUGCUCGAAUCGCCGAUUUCUUUGACCUCAUUGCCGGUACCGGUGUCGGCGCCCUCCUCGCCGCUAUGCUCUCCGCAGCCGACGGCUCCGGCCGCCCUCUCUUCUCCGCCAGAGAAGCUGUCAGUCUCAUUGCCGCAAGAAACUCUGACCUCUUCAAGCUUCGGCUAGCCGGAAUGUUUCGCCGGCGCCGGAGAUACUCCGGCAAGAGCAUGGACAAGGUGCUCAAGGAAGUUUUCAAGAGAGAGGACGGCACCGUCUUGACCUUGAAGGACACGUGUAAGCCUCUCCUUAUUCCUUGCUUCGACCUCAAGAGCUCGGCUCCCUUCGUGUUCUCCCGUGCCGACGCGUCCGAGUCGCCGAGCUUUAACUUCGAGCUCUGGAAGGUGUGCCGCGCCACGUCAGCAACACCGGGCCUCUUCAAACCGUUCAAUCUAACGUCCGUCGACGGAAAGACCUCCUGCUCCGCCGUUGACGGCGGCCUCGUCAUGAACAACCCGACUGCCGCCGCCGUAACCCACGUGCUCCACAACAAGCGCGAUUUCCCGUCCAUUAACGGCGUCGAGGAUCUGCUAGUCCUGUCGUUAGGUAACGGCGCGUCGAGCGGUGGUGACCGUGGGCAAAAACUCCGUCAUAACGGCGAGUGCUCGACGUCGUCGGUGGUCGACAUUGUGCUCGAUGGAGUUUCCGAGACCGUCGACCAGAUGUUGGGAAACGCCUUUUGCUGGAACCGUACGGACUAUGUUAGAAUUCAGGCGAACGGUUUUGCAAGGGAAGGAGAGGUGGGGCCGAGAAUGGAGGAGGACGAGGAGGUGUUGAAGGAGAGAGGGGUGGAGUCGUUAACGUUUGGCGGAAAGCGGUUAUUGACGGAGACUAACGGACAGAGGAUCGAGAGCUUCGUGCAACGCCUUGUUGCUUCAGGGAAGUCCAGCCUUCCACCCAGUCCCUGCAAGGAUUCCGCCGUUAGCCCCCUCGCUAGUGGCCGUUAGUUUUAAUUUUUAAUUUUUUUUUUUUUUAAUCUUUUUGACUUUGUAACCAUUUUUCUUUUGUUUUUUAUUUUAUUGUUAGAGACAUCGGAAACCAAGCUCAGGUUUACCUGACUCUGUCUCUGUUUCUUAGUUAAAUAGCAGCUAAAUAAUAACUUGUUCAGCACC
Messenger RNA from Corylus avellana, 1429 nucleotides. NCBI's taxonomy places the organism in Eukaryota, Viridiplantae, Streptophyta, Magnoliopsida, Fagales, Betulaceae. The record is from RefSeq and is a predicted model, not a curated record.